This is a messenger RNA of Maniola jurtina (meadow brown), 3150 nucleotides long. RefSeq names its product carboxypeptidase M. Gene Ontology annotation, molecular function: metallocarboxypeptidase activity; zinc ion binding. Bases 323 to 1819 code for a protein of 498 amino acids. NCBI's taxonomy places the organism in Eukaryota, Metazoa, Arthropoda, Insecta, Lepidoptera, Nymphalidae. The transcript is spliced from 13 exons. Gene Ontology annotation, biological process: proteolysis. The record is from RefSeq and is a predicted model, not a curated record. Gene Ontology annotation, cellular component: cell surface.
UUAGAAGCAGUUUUAGAUGUAUUGUUUUGAGAGAAAGCACUUUACGGUCGUGUGGCGGGUUUGAUGACGCAGAUGUUGUCAUGCUCAUGGUUAGCAGCAGCCAGUACGACUACUCGGCUCUGCUGACAGUCGAGUCUCGUUCGUUCGCCAACAAGGACCUUUCGUGGUCUUCGUUUUCCUGUUGAAAUAACUUACGAAACUUACGCGAUUGUAUUCCUUUCUCAUGUAACUAAAUUACUUAGGUAAUAAGUAUAAAUAAAUCAAUUUUAAAUGUCUACAAAAAUUAUUUGAUUCGCAUCGGACAGUGCCGUUUAAGUUUAAGAUGGACCGGUAUGAAAGUUUUAAUAUCCGCAAAGCUUUUGUUUUUGUGGCUAUUCUUGGAGCAUAUGGACAGUUGGCAACUGGUGCCAGUUACCCUGAAGACGUAUCGACAGUCACAGGCGAAGUGGAGCCGCGUGAAAAUGAUCCAGUGCUAGAAUUCAAAUACCAUGAUCAUGAUGAGAUGACGAGGUACCUUCGCGCGGUCUCCGCUCGGUACCCGGCUCUUACCGCCCUAUAUUCCAUUGGCAAAUCCGUACAAGGUCGCGACUUAUGGGUGAUGGUGGUGUCAGCAUCGCCAUACGAGCAUAUGAUCGGCAAGCCAGACGUCAAGUACGUGGCCAACAUACAUGGCAACGAGGCGGUCGGUCGCGAGCUGUUGUUGCAUCUGAUACGGUACUUGGUGACUUCAUACGACACGGAUUCUUAUAUAAAAUGGUUGUUAGACAACACGAGGAUCCACUUGAUGCCAUCCAUGAACCCGGAUGGAUUCCUCAUCUCCCGCGAAGGACAGUGUGACACAAUUCAUGGCCGACACAACGCCCGGCGAUACGACCUGAACCGCAACUUCCCGGACUUCUUCAAGGCGAACACGAAGCAGCCGCAGCCGGAGACGGACGCCGUCAAGGAGUGGAUCAGCAAGAUACAGUUCGUGCUGUCGGGGUCGCUGCACGGCGGCGCCCUCGUUGCGUCUUACCCGUUCGACAACACACCUAGUGCUAGAAUAUGCCAGUCAUCUGUAUUGUGUUCGGUAUUCCAAAGCUACGCGCACACGCCGUCCAUCGCGCCGGACGACGACGUGUUCCGGCACCUCGCGCUCGUGUACUCCAACAACCACGCCAAGAUGUCCCGCGGCGUGUCCUGCAAGUCCGGCUCGCAGCGCUUCGACAACGGCAUCACUAACGGAGCCGCGUGGUACCCGCUCACAGGCGGAAUGCAAGACUACAACUAUCUAUGGCAUGGAUGUAUGGAAAUCACUUUGGAGAUAUCUUGUUGCAAAUAUCCACCGGCGCAUGAACUUCCCAAAUACUGGCAAGACAACAAACAGUCGCUGAUAAAGUAUUUAGCAGAAGCGCAUCGAGGGGCCCAUGGAUUUGUUAUGGACGAGAACGGCAACCCAGUAGAGCGGGCAUCCGUGCGCGUCAAGGGCCGGGACGUUACUUACCAUACUACAAAAUAUGGCGAAUUUUGGCGCAUUUUGCUUCCUGGGACAUACAGACUUGAGGUUUCGGGAGAAGGGUAUUUGCCUCAAGAAGUUGAGUUCUUCGUCAUAGACAGCCACCCUACUUUACUAAAUGUUACUCUGCAUUCAGCUAAGGCAUCACGCAAACACCUCUGCAUACGGAUGGGGUCGCGAGCUAUCAACUUAAAUCGAAUCGACGCCGGCGGCCCGUACUACCGGCCGCUGCCGCCGCCGCCGCGCCCGCCGCCCGCGCCCGCCGGCAUCUUCUCCACCAUUACCAACUCUAUCAACAGCUUUGUCUCUAACAUAUUCGGGUAGACUUGCCACAGUCUAAUAUCGCAUCCACACAGACGUCUAAAACAUGUAUUCUACAUGUAGAACGCAUUGUUGCCAUUAUUUUUGUUUUCAUCAAUAAACAAGUUGUAACAGUAGUUAUGAAAUAGGCACUUGUAAAAAAAUUUACUUGGCUCUACUAACAGGUUUAACACGAGAUGAACUAAGUAUGUUUAUCAUUUGACAAGUUUUUUGUCAAAUCAUCAUCAUAUCACAACUUGUUUAUUGGUGGAAACCUGGCGUAUGGCCAAAGACAAAUCUGCUAGAAAAUCGCGAGCAGAAUACCACGCGUGAAAUAUAUCUGCAGCAUUUUUAACACUUCCAUAAGACGAAAUUAUGCGCCUUGUCUUCCGCUUAGUCUAAUAACACAGACGUCUGUACAAAAAAAUUGGGCAAAGUGGCAAGACGUGGAAGUGACCGCCCCAACUGCAUAUGCCACUUUUUAGUCGUUAGAGAAUAUGGUGACGCUCUUCCUCAAUCAUCCAAGGCCCUAGGCCACUAUGGUUCUUUUUAAAGUAGAGAAUCCUUGGUGCGUAUGAUGAACAUGCAUAGCUAUAACGUACACUAAACAGCGUUUAUACUAAGGCUACGCAAUACGUUAUUUACGCAGUGGGUUUAAAAUAACCUGCUAUAUGUAAGAACAUACAUUAUGUCUGUUACCGAUAUUAUUUCAAAGACAAUGUAAUAGCUACUGAAAUAGGGUUUUACGUUUUAUCGAUAUUUUUAUGUAUUUUUGGUACGUAAACAUGGACUGGUCCAGCGCGUCACGAAGAGGCUUUGUUUGCACUCAUCAAGGAAUAAUAUAAAGUACGCGUAUUUCUGACUUUAAUCGUGCAUAGUGAAAUUAGCGCUCAUUGGACCAGUACAUGAGCAUCUGUACUUGUAGUAGGUACCAGUAUAAUGCCGAUGAUGAAUGGGAUAUCCGAAAACGAAUUCACGUUUAAAUAGCCCUUACAGUAUCCGUUUCUUUUUAUUUAAGUAAUAAAAUGACGAAAAAUCUAAAUCAAAUUACGUAGUUGCCCGUCCGUUAAGAUUUUACCAUAAUAAAGCUUUUGUGAAAACUACAAAAUACCACCUACCGAUUAGAUGUAAGUCCUAACUUCCCUGCAUUUACUUACAUUGUUUGACUGAAGGUAAAACGAUUGGUGUUUUUUAAUGAUAUAUUAUUUUAAGUAGCCCUAUAAACUUUGGCGUGUUAUUUAUUAAAUGAAAAGUAUUAUGUAGAUGAUGAAAACUUGUAAAUAUCUCUAUUUUAGAUAAGUAUAAUAAUAAUAGCUUACCUAAUUUAUUUUUAAUUAAAAGAAAUAUAAAUUGAU